GUCAUUCUCUCUCCUGCGAGGCUAUAAAGAUACUCCGUACACGAAGUGAAAGAGCCACCGAGGGUUCUUUCUUCCCUUCAAAUUCCUGUCUUUCUCUCUCCUAAUUUUGCGUACACAGCCCCCGCAAGCGUCAAAUUUACCCAGAAAUGGCUUCCACGAGCACACACAGAGCGUCUUCCUCUUCUACUCCACCUAGUACAACAUGGAAAUACGAGGUAUUCUUGAGCUUUAGAGGUGAAGACACCCGCAAGAACUUUGUAGACCAUCUCUAUUAUGCUUUGUCUCUCAAAUCAAUCUACACCUUCAAAGAUGACGAACAACUCAGCGGAGGGGAAGAAAUUUCACCAGCACUACGGAAAGCAAUCGAGGAAUCGAGGAUCUCUGUCAUCGUCUUCUCCAAAAACUAUGCUUCCUCCAGGUGGUGUUUGGAUGAACUGGCGAUAAUCCUUGAAUGCAAGAACAAGAUGGGACAAACAGUUUUCCCAAUCUUCUACGAUGUGGAGCCCACCCAUGUGAGGAAACAAACAGGGUGCUUUGAAAAAGCCUUUGAGAAACAUGAGAAAGAUUUCAGUGAUGACAUGGAGAAGGUGCGGAGGUGGAAGACAGCUCUUGAAGAAGCAGCCAAUAUUAGUGGAGUUAGUGUUCAGGAUACAGCAAAUGGGUAAUUCCAGAAAUUUAGUCUACUUUUAUUUUGUACUUAGCCUUUUGCUUUUUUACUGAAUCUCUAUGAUAACCAUACAAUCUUACCAAAAUAUUUUUAAAUUUUUAGAAAUACAGGGAAAAAAAAAAAAAAAAAAACUCAUUAUUUAAUUCAAAUUUAUGGCCACUGUAACAUCCCCUUCAACGCUGAUUUUGAGUCAUAUAUAUACUUCAAUCAUACCGAAAAUUCAAUCCAAGCUCACCAAAAUGCAAUUCAAAUCUUUGAAUUCGGGGAGCUAGAAAUUUGAGUUAGG
Molecule: messenger RNA, 953 nt
Organism: Cornus florida
Lineage: Eukaryota; Viridiplantae; Streptophyta; Magnoliopsida; Cornales; Cornaceae
Product: TMV resistance protein N-like
Exons: 1
Coding region: 147-665 (172 amino acids)
Biological process (GO): signal transduction
Source: RefSeq, a predicted model, not a curated record